This is a messenger RNA of Clunio marinus, 180 nucleotides long. Lineage: Eukaryota; Metazoa; Arthropoda; Insecta; Diptera; Chironomidae. The record is from the annotation of a GenBank genome assembly.
AUGGGGUCGAUGAAAAGUGACGUCACAAGUGGAAGUGGGGACAAUGCAGACUCACGGGACAAGACAAGCCAGCUCACCAAAGCAAGCCGAAGAAGCAAGCUGAAAUAUUCUGGAGGCCUAGGCAAGCCGAGAAAACAAGCCGAAAAAAAACUAACAAGGCAAGCUAAGCAAGCAAGCUAA